Bombus pascuorum is the source of this 2179-nucleotide messenger RNA. RefSeq names its product elongation factor Ts, mitochondrial (gene mEFTs). Lineage: Eukaryota; Metazoa; Arthropoda; Insecta; Hymenoptera; Apidae. Gene Ontology annotation, cellular component: mitochondrial matrix. Gene Ontology annotation, biological process: mitochondrial translational elongation. Bases 391 to 1308 code for a protein of 305 amino acids. The transcript has 3 exons. Gene Ontology annotation, molecular function: protein binding; translation elongation factor activity. The record is from RefSeq and is a predicted model, not a curated record.
UUUUUAAACUACAUCUUUAAACUGUGUCCACGGUAAUUAUAUUGCAACAUAAUAUUUUCUCGAAAUUAGAAGUUGAAAGAAUAAUAUCACUGUAUAAUACUUUGCGAUAUAAUGCGUUAAAAAUCUCUUUCUGUAUAUUUAAUGUCAUUAAGUUACGAAUAGAACAACUCAUGACUGCAAUUGACUGUAGUUUCUAGGCAACGAAAUUGAUCGAUUUAUAUAGGAUUUAUAAAAAAUUUCGAAUGAAAAUAUUAUUUUAAGGUCAUUUGAUUAUUAUCGUCAUUAUAUUUAAGAAGAAUAUGAUUCAAAAUAAAGUUGAGAUAUUUUUAGGUUAGGUCUCAUUAAUGUAAUAUUUUUCAAUCUUCUUUUAUGUGAAAUAACGUAAGUGGCAUGUUUCAGAUGAUUUCACGUCAAUUCUUUCGCUCAAUACAUACAAAUUAUGUACUUUGCAACGCAUCAAAGAAAACAUUGUUAAGCAAAUUGCGCAAGAAAACUGGAUAUACAUUUGUAAAUUGUAAAAAAGCCUUAGAGCUAUGUGACAAUGACAUAGUAAAAGCUGAACAAUGGUUAAGGGAACAGGCGCAGGCUCAAGGCUGGUCUCAAGCAAUGAAAUUAAAAUCCAGGACGACUUCUCAAGGAUUAAUAGCAUUGAUCACUAAUAAUAAUCAUGGAGCUCUUGUAGAAAUUAAUUGUGAAACAGAUUUCGUUGCAAGAAAUAAAAAGUUCUAUGACCUAACAGAGAUCAUACUUGCUACUGUAUUAAAACAUGGAAUGACAAUUGAACAGAAUUCAUUAAUCAAGAAAACUAUGUUAUAUACAGAAUCAAUAAGUAAAUUAUAUGCCGAUGAUGGUAAAAAUUUAAACGAUCAUUCUGCUUUAACUAUUGGACUUGUAGGAGAAAACAUUAAUAUAAAGCGUGCAUUAUGUAUGAGUGUACAACCAGGUCUAUAUCUAUAUGGUUGCACACAUCCUACUUCUGCAAACCCAGCAUCUUCAUCAUUUGGACGAUAUGGUGCAUUCGUGGUUUUAAAAUCUGAUAAACGGAAAGAAGCUUUGGGAAGACAACUUUGUCAGCAUGUUAUUGGCAUGAACCCAAUCAAAAUUGGUGAUGCAAGAUUAGAUCAGCCCUGUGAUAAUGUAGAUGACGAAUCUGUUAUGUUGUAUCAAGAAUUUUUAUUUGAUCCUACUUUAUCUAUACAACAGUUAUUGCAAAGUGAGCAGGCUGAAGUCUUGGACUUCAUACGCUUUGAAAUGGGUGAGACACUCGAAAACAAACAAGAAUUGGAUUCUGUAGAAACUUGCGGUUAAAACGAUUGGAAUUCGUUUAAUAGAUCUAUGUAUUUAUCAUACAUUUUGUAUAUAUUUCGAAACUUUCAAAAGAUAAUAUAAACAUUAUGCUUAUCUACUAUUAUGAUACGAGUAAAAUACUUAAACUGUUGCAUUUUUUUUUUUAUUAGAUAUAAAUUAUAAAUAGACUCAAAAUAUAGUAUGAAAACUAAAGUAUUUUAUUUACAAAGUUAUUCUUCAAUGAUACAUACACUUAUCAAAAAGUAUAAUCGAUUUAAAACAGCGGCAUCAACGAUAAAACAGCAUUAUAAAUGCAAAGCGCUUUACAUCUAAAAUUGUAGAUGAUAUUCAGAUUAUUGCUCUUCUUCAUUUUCUUUAUUUUUAUUUUCUUUAUUUACUAUGUUAGAUGAUUUUAAUUUGUUCCUUCUUCGCAUGAGCUUUACAGAUUUCCAAAGCCACAUUCGCGAGUCUUUUUUCCAGUAAAGAGCAAUAUCUUCUGGUGAAUGCAUAACACCCUAAAAUGCACAAUUUUAUAAAUAAUAUAUUUUAUGAUGUUAUAUAUCAAAAUUUAUAAAUCAUACUUGAAAAUUCAAAAUGUCAGAAUGUUGAACAGAUUUCUUAUAGGGCAACAUAUCUUUAGCAUUUAAACCGAACAAUUCUUGGUCAAUAUCAUCGGGUGGUUCAGUUUGCACAUCGCUUGUUCGACGAAGCGGUAUCGUAUCAUUUCUGGAUUCAAUUUCCGCCUCUAGUUCCAAACGUUCAAGAGCCGAUGUAAAGCUCCUUGACUCUUUACAAUUGCCAAAAUUCGCCUAUUGGGAAAUUUUAUAUUUCCAUAAAAAAGUAAUAAUUUAUACUAUGUCGAAAAUAAAGAAAUUUUUCAACAUUGAACAAA